AAAUUUGACGACUCCUUGCCUCGUGCAUCAGUGUGGAUAGAUCUCAAACAAGACAGAUUUGCAUUAAUGUGAAGCGUAAAUCAUGAGCGAUGGAUGGACAUGGUGAGCGCAACUCUCCAAAAGAGGCACCAAAUAACACGGAGAUGCUCCUGGCUUUGCUGUCACACAGUGAGGAGCUCCGGAAAGAAAUCCCAGUGUGUGCAGGCUGCAAUCAGCACAUCGUGGACCGCUUUAUCCUCAAAGUGCUGGAUCGCCACUGGCACAGCAAGUGCCUGAAAUGCAGCGACUGUCAGGCGCAACUGGCGGAGAAGUGCUUCAGCAGAGGCGACAGCGUCUACUGCAAAGAGGAUUUCUUCAAGAGAUUCGGGACCAAAUGUGCGGCCUGUCAGCAGGGCAUACCGCCCACACAGGUGGUGAGGAGAGCGCAGGACUUCGUCUAUCACCUGCACUGUUUCGCCUGCAUCGUCUGCAAGAGGCAGCUGGCCACAGGAGACGAGUACUACCUGAUGGAGGACAGCAGGCUGGUCUGUAAGGCCGACUACGAGACCGCCAAGCAGAGAGAAGCAGACUCGACUGCAAAAAGGCCACGAACGACCAUCACUGCUAAACAGCUUGAAACGCUGAAGAACGCCUACAAUAACUCUCCCAAACCUGCCCGUCACGUCCGAGAGCAGCUAUCAUCAGAGACGGGCCUGGAUAUGCGGGUUGUGCAGGUUUGGUUUCAGAAUAGGCGAGCUAAAGAGAAAAGGCUGAAGAAAGACGCCGGUCGUCAAAGGUGGGGGCAGUACUUCCGCAACAUGAAGAGAUCACGGGGAAGUUCCAAAUCCGACAAGGACAGCAUCCAGGAGGAGGGCAUGGACAGUGAUGCAGAGGUGUCCUUCACAGAUGAACCACCCAUGUCAGAGCUUGGCCUCACCAACGGCAUCUACAGCAGUCUGAGUGAGUCUUCUCCAGCCAUGGGAGGCCGCCAAGGGGGCAAUAACCACAGCUCCUUUCCCCUGGAACACAGCGUCCUCCCCUCUCAAGAUCAGUUCCACGACAUCCGAUCCAACAGCCCCUAUGGCCUUCCUCAGUCACCGGGUUCACUUCAGGCGCUACCCAGACACCAACCUAUCAUCUCUAACUUGGUCUACCCUGACUCCGGCCUUUCCAUCAUGACCCAGGGCAGUGGGCCUGGGAUCAAUCCUGCCGUGAGGGUCUCCAUGGGUGGCGGCAACGGCCCUAGCUCGGACCUGUCCACUGGCAGCAGCGGCGGAUACCCAGACUUUCCUGCAAGUCCUGCCUCGUGGUUAGAUGAAGUGGACCACGGGCAGUUUUGAUUUGUCAACGUCAAGAAAUUGGACUCUUGAACUUGAACUUCUUUUUUUUUUUGGUUUUCUGUGUCUUCUUUUGGAUUUUAAAAACUGGAAAUUAGUCACACAGGACAGUGAUUGUGUAAAGGACUAGACUGCUGUCCUUGGAUCUCACCAAUAUCUGAUUACCAGGUCUUUUAAAUAUCUGUGAUCUGGAUAGAGGAAGGAGAGAAAAUGUCCUCCAUUAAAAGCACUUGGCCUAACAAUUGUCCUUCAGUAGUGAAACCAUGUGUAAAGCAAAUCUAUCAGAAAUGUUCAGAUACCACAAUAAGCUUUUUCACAACAAUGUAAAGACCACAGACUCAGAAAAGUUUAGACUUCAAUCAUUUGGAUUUUCACAAACUUCACCACCUUUCUUCUUAUCAGCUCUGUGUUUAGGUGCAGAAUUCAGUUCAGAGUCUUUAAAUGUCUGGUUGUUGCCAAAUGUCUACAUAUAUAUAUAUAUACAUAUAUAUAUAUAUAUAAUGUUUUAUCAUCGUGGAGACUUUAUUUUUAUACAAACCCCUUCUUGGACAUGAAUAAGAACCCAGAUAUGAGGACUUUGUACAUUCUUCAACAGGGAUAUAGACAAAAAUGUAGAUGUUGUCUUAAAUGGUACCUAGGGGUCCAAUUACUUCUAUGCAUUUGUGUGUUCUCAGAUGUAUCUCGUUCGUUUUGUUCUACCGAAAAAACAACCCCAAAGGAAGAACUGCUGUAGCACCCAGGGGUCUGAUGUAUAUGUUUGUUUAUGUGGAAAAUGUUUUAUGUCUUAUUUAUUCCUUCUGGUAAUGAUGAUGAUGAUUCCUGAUUA
This is a messenger RNA of Larimichthys crocea (large yellow croaker), 2142 nucleotides long. It is a transcript of the gene lhx3, whose product is annotated as LIM homeobox 3. Gene Ontology annotation, molecular function: RNA polymerase II transcription regulatory region sequence-specific DNA binding; zinc ion binding; DNA-binding transcription factor activity, RNA polymerase II-specific. Lineage: Eukaryota; Metazoa; Chordata; Actinopteri; Sciaenidae. The record is from RefSeq and is a predicted model, not a curated record. Gene Ontology annotation, biological process: neuron differentiation; regulation of transcription by RNA polymerase II. Bases 90 to 1319 code for a protein of 409 amino acids. The transcript is spliced from 6 exons. Gene Ontology annotation, cellular component: nucleus.